Molecule: messenger RNA, 2223 nt
Organism: Arachis stenosperma
Lineage: Eukaryota; Viridiplantae; Streptophyta; Magnoliopsida; Fabales; Fabaceae
Exons: 3
Coding region: 1-2223 (740 amino acids)
Molecular function (GO): RNA-DNA hybrid ribonuclease activity; nucleic acid binding
Source: RefSeq, a predicted model, not a curated record
AUGCCGUUUGGCUUAAAGAAUGCAGGUGCAACCUAUCAACGCUUGAUGGACAAGGUCUUCCAUCACCAAAUAGGACGCAACAUAGAAAUCUAUGUAGAUGACAUGGUCGCCAAGACCAUGAAAGAAAAAUCACAUUGUGAAGAUCUCAGCGAGAUAUUCAGACAAAUCCGAGCAUAUAAUAUGAGACUGAACCCGGAAAAGUAUGCCUUUGGGGUAAAAGGAGGAAAGUUCCUCGGAUUCAUGCUCACCUCACGAGGAAUCGAGGCAAACCCUGAAAAGUGUUCGGCAGUACUCAAUAUGGCGAGCCCUAAAACAAUAAAAGAAGUGCAACAGUUGGCAGGAAGGAUAGCGGCAUUAUCUCGAUUCAUACCCGCGGCAUCAAACCGAGCAUAUCACCUUUUUCAAACAAUAUCGAAGAACAAAAAAUUCCACUGGACAGAAGAGGGUGAGAAGGCUUUUUCCGAGCUCAAAGCGAUCCUAUCAGCACCACCCGUGCUGCAAAGGCCAGAAAUCGGUAAACCUUUAUAUUUAUAUUUGUCUGUUUCAAAUUAUUCUAUAAGUUCGGCUCUUGUCCUCGAAACAGGGAAAAUACAACGGCUAGUGUACUUCAUCAGCAGAGUCAUGCAACCAACAGAGCAACGAUAUCCGAAGAUAGAACAACUCGCCUUGACACUAAUAAUCACAGUGAGGAGACUAAGACACUACUUCCAAAGCCACACAAUUAUAGUGAGGACGAACCAACCAUUAAGACAGAUACUGACGAAACUAGAGUUGGCCGGACAUCUCACCAAAUGGUCGGCCUUAAAAGCACAAGUACUGGCCGACUUCAUCUCAGAGCUAACGACCGAUGAACGCGACAAGUUUUGGGAACUGCACGUCGAUAGAGCAUCAAGCCGAGAAGGAAGUGGAGCAGGGGUCAUCCUCAAAGAAGGAGACAAGGUAAUAGCCGAACAGGCACUCCAGUUCCACUUCCCAGCAAGCAACAACCAUACCGAAUAUGAAGCCCUCAUUGUAGGACUCAAACUCGCCCUAAGCUUCCAAGUACAGAGCCUGACAGCACAUUGCGACUCUCUCCUCGUGGUCCAGCAAAUCCGAGGAGAAUUUCAGGUAAAAGAUCCGUUGCUUGAGCAAUAUUGGCUCAUAGCAAAGGAUCUCAUUUCAAAAUUCAAUUCAUUUAGCAUACUGCAUGUUAAUAGAGGAAAAAAUGUGAGAGCAGAUGUACUAUCCAAGCUCGCAGCCACUAGGGCAGACACACAAACAUCCACAUUAACACAACUAUCCCUAGAAAAACCAAGCACCGAACUACUGCAUGUGAUAAAUAUUAACCACCUCCAUGAUUGGAGAACUCCUUUCCUUGAAUAUAUUAGUACAGGCGCCAUACCAAGAGACGAGCUCAAACCUCAACAUUUCAGACGAAAGGCCAAUCUUUACACAAGCAUAGGAGGAAAACUCUAUAGACGAGGAUUCUCACAACCACUGCUAAAAUGCCUAAGCAAAGACGAAGCAAAAGAAGCAAUGGACAAAGUACACGAGGGAGUCUGUGGAAACCACAUCCGAGGACGAGCACUUGCAGCUAAAAUCGUCCGAACUGGGUAUUACUGGCCAACCAUAAAAAAGGAUUGCAUAGCAAAAGUCAAAGCAUGUGACAACUGUCAGAAACACGCAGCUAUAUCUACAAGGCCAGCCGAGCUAUUACAUAGCAUGGAGGUAAGCUGGCCAUUCUACAGAUGGGGACUCGAUAUACUCGGCCCAUUUCCAAUAGCGCCAGGCCAGGAAAAAUUUCUCUUAGUAGUAGUAGACUACUUCUCAAAAUGGAUAGAGGCACAACCAUUAGCAAAGAUAACGGCCGAAAAGGCUGAAGCUGCUAACCGAGUUGUAUUGCAGGCGAUAAAGAAAAAACUAAAUGAUGCUAAGGGAGAAUGGGCGGAACUGAUCCCAGAAAUAUUAUGGGGCUACAACACAACAAUACAGACCACCACGGGCGAAACACCUUUUAAACUAGUCUAUGGGUCCGAGGCACUAAUCCCUAUUGAGGUCGGCAUCCCCACCCCGAGAACCGAGCUAUACAACGAGCAGCACAACUUGCAUGCAAGGAAUACCGAGCUUGAUCUAGCCGAAGAAACCAGGGAGCUAGCAGCCAUUAGACAAAGAGCAAUAAAACAAAUAACCGAAAAGAAACACAACAAGAGAGUAUCGCCGAGGGCAUUCACAGAGGUGACCUAG